CAACGCGACAUGCACGUCUCGAAAUACAAGGCCGUCUUCCGCUGGGCUUACUUCAAGUCGAAGUGGAUCACAUAUAACGUGCAUCGCACUCGUCUCCACUCGCAACGCGCUGCGCAAUUUGUACGUAUCCCGCCUUAUAAUCCGUGGUCUGCCUUCUCGGACUCGCCAUUUCAUCCGGGCUGGCGUCCUUUCGUUCUGUAUCCUAACUUCACACCUCACUGCGUCGUUCAUCCUCACAUCGUGCGAUGCUCCUGUUCUGGAGCGUGUUUGUGCGCAGUUAUGUAGCGCUCGCCUUCGUGGCGAGCCUAGCGCCGUCCGUGCUUGCUGCCCCUUGGUGGCCCAUGCAUUACGUGCUGGAUGAGCUGUCGCCCGACAUGCCACCUCCGCAAUCUGCUGCCGCCGGCAUCGUCCCUGCUGCUAGUAUGUCCUCGUCCGCCGCCACUCCUAGCGAGACGAACGUAGUUGGUGCAACGAAGAGCUCUGGAAAUCUCGAUGAUACAACACAGCAGUCUGGCGGCGCCAGCGUCGUCGAUCGCAGUGCCAGUACAGUGAGCAUCCUGGUCGGAAGCACAGUCAUCGCUCUGUACCUCGUGAUUAAAGCUCCCUGAUCUGGAUGCGUUAGUCGUCUUGUGUCUUCCAUUCUACCCAUUUAUCCUCUCGCUGGACGGUAGUCCUCAUGAGCGCUACGGACACGGUGUCCGUUUUCCCGUCGUUGAAUAAUCCAUUCCUUCACCCUCAUGUAUCUGUAUCUACUCGUAUCCGUGUCUUUGCAGACCCAAUCUGUAGCAUAGCUCAUUGUGGUCGUUGUUAUCGUUGUCGUCGUGCUAUCGCUUGCAUCCCAAUACCGCCCCACCUCUACUUACUACAGCCCUCUACUGUGUAUGCUUCUUUGGCUCGAAGCCAACUAUGUUGUGAUGCACUAGCUUAGACUUAAAGCUUGAAGACGAGUACCCCUCACUUUACACAAGACGACUGUACUAGCUUAUGCUCAUCAUGAUGUACUCCAUCAGUAUGGUAAUCUGGGGGAAGUAAGUACUACAUUGUCAUACAUCCUGG
Fomitopsis serialis is the source of this 1056-nucleotide messenger RNA. RefSeq lists its product as uncharacterized. The record is from RefSeq and is a predicted model, not a curated record. Bases 246 to 608 code for a protein of 120 amino acids. NCBI's taxonomy places the organism in Eukaryota, Fungi, Basidiomycota, Agaricomycetes, Polyporales, Fomitopsidaceae. The transcript is spliced from 3 exons.